GCUUGGCCCCGCUUCUCAAAUUUCCUGCCCACACCUACUCGCUCGUAUUAACCAGCCAAGUUUGUCUAGUCAUGAAGUAAUAUUUUCGCCCCUUUCGUGCUCAUCCCUACAUUCGCGAUCGGAUCGCCGGUCCAGGAAGAAACAGGACGAGGAGGCGUCGAGAAGCUGAGAUGAGAUAAAUAUGCAAAGAGGCGACUCUGCAAACCAUUCCAAUCACAUUUUUCCAUUAUCUUGGCGCUGAAUAAAAACAUAUACGUACGUUGAAGAGGAGCAUCUAACAGAGAGCCGGACAGCCGCACAGAAAACAGCUCUGCAUGUGAUAUCCUCGGAUCAGGUGCAUCGGCGGCAGAAGAUGCAGCCCGCGAGCAAGCUCCUGAGUCUCACCCUUCUGGUACUGAUGGGCACUGAACUCACCCAAGUGCUGCCUGCUAACCCAGAGGAUUCAUGGCAGGUGUACAGCUCAGCUCAAGACAGUGAGGGCAGGUGUGUGUGCACUGUUGUGGCUCCUCAACAGACCAUGUGUUCACGGGAUGCCAGGACCAAACAACUGAGACAGCUCCUGGAAAAAGUUCAGAACAUGACUCAGUCCAUCCAGAAUCUUGACCAGAGGACCCAGAAAGACCUGCAGUAUGUGCAAAGAAUGGAAGUGCAGUUGAGAGGCCUGGAAUCCAAGUUCAAACAGGUGGAGGAAAGCCACAAGCAGAAUAUCGCCAAGCAAUACAAGGCCAUAAAAGCGAAAAUGGAGGAACUUAGGCCAAUGAUACCUGUGUUGGAGGAAUACAAGGCCGAUGCAAAAUUGGUAAUGCAGUUUAAAGAGGAGGUCAAGAAUCUGACAUCAGUGCUAAGUGAACUGCAGGAGGAGAUCGGGGCCUUUGACUACGAGGAGCUUCACAACAGGGUGUCUAAUCUUGAGGAGAGGCUUCGUGCAUGCAUGCAAAAAUUAGCCUGUGGGAAGCUGACAGGAAUAAGUGAUGCUAUAACCAUAAAGACAUCUGGAUCAAGAUAUGGAUCCUGGAUGACUGAUCCGCUUGCCCCUGACGGUGAUACGAGGGUGUGGUACAUGGAUGGAUACCACAACAACCGCUUUGUCCGGGAAUACAAGUCAAUGGUCGACUUCAUGUAUUCAGACAACUUCACCUCACAUCGACUUCCUCACCCCUGGUCAGGCACAGGGCAGGUGGUCUACAAUGGCUCCAUCUACUUCAAUAAGUUCCAAAGCAACACCAUCAUCAAAUUUGACUUCAAGACAGCUACCAUCAGCAAGUCCGGUCAGCUGGAUUAUGCCGGCUUCAACAACCGUUACCACUAUUCCUGGGGUGGUCACUCCGACAUUGACCUAAUGGUGGACGAAGGUGGGCUUUGGGCCAUUUAUGCCACCAAUCAAAAUGCAGGGAACAUUGUCAUCAGCAAAAUCAACCCACUUACCCUGCAGGUCAUCAAAAGCUACACCACCAACCACCCAAAGAGGAGUGCAGGCGAGGCCUUCAUGAUCUGUGGGACGCUUUAUGUCACCAACGGAUACUCAGGAGGGACAAAGGUCUACUAUGCUUUCCAUACCAACUCCUCUACUUACGAAUAUAUCGACAUCCCCUUACAGAAUAAGUAUUCUCAUAUCUCCAUGUUGGAUUAUAACCCUAGGGACAGAGCUCUUUACGCAUGGAACAAUGGACACCAGGUUCUGUAUAACGUCACCUUGUUCCACGUCAUUCGCUCUGAGGAACUCUAAAGUGACAUUCUCCACCAUUUGAGAUACACAGUAGCACUGGUAUAGUUUAUUAACGAGAAAUUGAGUAAUGCCUGAUGAUUGUUCAAUAAAAGAAGACAUUGAAAUGUAUCAAAAGUAAUAGUUAAUUGCAAUGUAAUGAACAGCUGCCAAAAGGUCUUUUUUUCUUUUUUAGGCUUUUCUUAGAUGACUAUGUUUGAACUAUCGCUGCAAAAAUAUCGCUGCAAAAAAUAUCAAUUUACUUGAGAAGCAAAUUGCAUAAAAUGAUGUUUUUUUUGUUUUGUUUUUAAGCAUAAAUUACAUACAGUAUAUACUGUAUAUUAUCUGAAAACAAACCCAGUUUUGCUUCAAGUAAAUUUAUGUUGAUUUUUAGGUAUAUUUAGAUAUUUUAACUGCAAAACAAAAACACUAAUUAAUCAAAUUAUUUUUCAUGGUGUUCUUAGUACAUGUGCAGCUUUACGAACAUGAUUUAUUUACAUGGUAGAGGGCAAAGAAGGGUGACGUAAGAAAGAUGUCAUUUCGUUACCCAGUUAUGUCCUUUGUAUCGAGAGCAAUCAAAACUAACUAACAUCAAGUAAAGAACUGAAGGCACUGACUGUUGGAGGCACUCUUUUAAAUAACGGCAGCGUGUUGUUGUGACUGUAUGUAGUUAGAUUUUUUGCAAAGAUUUGCAUGAACAUUUUUAGCACUACGUUUUACAUUUGAAUUAUUUUUCUCACAUUUAUAUAAACCUUAUAUGUGAAAAAGAGAUUAGAUUCGUGAUGGGUUUGCUAUUGUUCUUGUCAUCUUUCAUUUUUGCUGUAUCUUUUGUUGUUUUUAAAAUCUGUGUUCAUAAAGUGACUUAAAUAGUAGGAUGGAUUGUAAGAAAAAGAAACCAAGAGCAUAUAUAUAGAUAUAACUUGUCAGCAAAAAAAAGUGUCAAAAGACAAUGUGAAAACAUUUAUUUACAAGGUAUUAAUCUUUGACUGUAUUUCAAGACAGAUCCAUGUGUCAGCUGUUAGAAGAAAUAGAUGGCAUCAUCUAAAACUGUUAAGCUUGCAUCCGUGUUGUACUUGCAAUGUGAUUCAUAUCAAUAAAGUCAGUUUUUAUUUUACA
Molecule: messenger RNA, 2818 nt
Organism: Carassius carassius (crucian carp)
Lineage: Eukaryota; Metazoa; Chordata; Actinopteri; Cypriniformes; Cyprinidae
Product: noelin-like
Exons: 6
Coding region: 353-1726 (457 amino acids)
Biological process (GO): signal transduction
Source: RefSeq, a predicted model, not a curated record